AUGAACUUUAUUCCGUACCGCAGCAGCAGUGUCCCUCCACUGGCGGGGAUGCGGGGAUUCGGCGCCGUCCCGGAGCGAAUGGAACGUUCGAUGCCGUACCAUCGGAGCAGGUCGCAGGCAAAUCUGCGCCGGGGAACCAACGCGGGGCAGGGGGGCAGCCCGAGGGAGGAAGCAGCGUCUGGCACCGGGACUGAAGGUAGUGGCCAGCGGCGCAGCAAUUCAUACGUGAUCGUGGUGAUAGCUGAAGGCCGAGGACACGCGGCACUCGAGAUCGGUCUGGCCGCCAUCGAUGUAACGUCACCGCAUCUGCAGAUCACUCAGUACGGGGACAACUUUUGGUACUCGGUGACACUGGUCACCCUACAGGGUCUCGAUCCGACCGUAAUUUUUUUCUCCGAGCACACGCUGGAACACGGUACGUCCUACCUUCCGAAGCUCGUUCGGCAGUUCUUCCCCACGGGGCAGGUGCUCGGUUUGGGGCGCUCCUACUUCAACGAUAGUCUGGCCGAAGCAUACCUGGCGCAGCUGUGUAGUCGCGACUACGGGAGCAUUCGGGGCUUGAUGCAGCGCAAAUACUACGGCCUGGCGUCCUGCGGGGCACUGCUACGUCACUGCAGCGAAACCGGCCUACUGCUGAUCGCGCACCGUUCGCUGAAGCUCAGCUACAUCGACAAAAUGGCAACGAUGACCAUGGACGUGGAGUGUGUCGGGCAGCUGGAGUUGCUCCGAUCGCUUCAGACCGGCAACGAACGGCAGUCGUUGCACGGCUACAUGAACCACUGCGUGACCGGCAUCGGAAAGCGUCACCUGAGGGCGAACAUCAUCGAACCGUGGACCAACCGGGAGAAGCUGCAGCUGCGGCUGAACUGCGUCCGUGAGCUACUCGGCAAGCCGCCCGUACUGCAGGACAUUCGCAAGCUUCUGAUCGAGAUUAAGGACGUGGGGGGAUUGCUCCGACUCUCGAUCGACAUUGAUCGGCUGAAAACGAGCCACCAAAACACCGUCCACUUGCUCAACCAAGCGGCCAGUCUGCGGAAUGUGCUCAAAGCCGUACCGAAACUACGCGAGCUGUUGCGAGAUGUCCGGGCGGAAUAUUUGAACGAUCUGAAGCAAGCACUGGAAGAUGGCGUGUACAGCGAGCUGCUCGAAAAGAUCCGCCAAACACUGGACGACGGUGGCCCGGGUGGUGAGCGUAACCCGACGUAUAAUCGGCUCUUCCUGGUGCGCUCCCAAAUCAACUCCAUUUUGGAUCUGCUGCGAACACUCUACUCGGGCGUGAUCGAUGAGAUUCGUCAGUACGUGGCCGAGCUGUGCCUCGAGACGCGCAUGCAGCUCAAAUUGACCCACUCGCGGGCGCACGGGUUCCACCUACUGUACGUCCUGGCGAGCGAAGAGGUGGACAACGUGGCCGAACAGUUGUCCGCUUUUCAGAUCCUGGGACGCGUGGGACGCCGCUACACCCUCGCCAACGGGCGGCUGAUUGCGUUCAACGAAAAGCUAAACUCGGUCGGUAAAGAAAUCGAAGAGAUCAGCUACGGUAUCAUCCAGGAGUUGAUUGCCAGCGUGCGGGAGAGCAUCGAUGCGGUGUACAAUCUGGUCGGUUGCCUAACAGAUUUGGACGUGAUACAGGCUCUGGCUACCGUCAGCCAGGGGAGAGACUUUGCCGAACCCCAGUUCGGGGAGGAAACGAAGAUCGUGGCCGGACGCCAUCCGUUGCUGGAAUGCUUCGCUGGUGGACGCAAGAUCGUCCGCAACAACGUGAUUGCUACGCCCGAGUACAAUGCGUUCAUCGUAACCGGGCCCAAUAUGAGCGGCAAGACGGUGUACUUGAAAACCAUCUGCCUGCUGCAGAUCAUGGCCCAGCUGGGAUGCUACGUUCCGGCGACGUCAGCGCAGGUUCGGAUCGUCGAUCGUCUGCUGACGGUCUUCGGCAAUGCCGACAGCGUGCAGCAGGACGAACAGGGCGUUACCUCGGUGGCCCAAAACAAGCUGCAGUUUGUCCGUCACUGUCUCACGCCGACCAGUUUGGUGGUGAUCGAUGAACUUUACGGUGACACGCACCGCCCGGACACGACCAGCACCAAAUGGGCCCAGCUGGAGCGAAUCGUUCGGCACGUGGGUUUUGCCGGAGCGCAGGACGCGAUCCCGACGCUAGCGUCCAUCCGGAAACCGUUCGUGUACGUGACGACCCACUGUCUGGAGAUGCUCCGGCCCCUGGAGCAGCAUCACAAUGUGUCCCGGUUGUGUCUGCAAACGGAAUCGAUCAGCGUGGAUGGGGUCGAACGGCUGCGGUACAAGUACGUCGUCACCGAGGGACACACGACGGUGCAGAACUAUGGCCUAUCGUUGGCGCGCACCUUGAACAUUCCGCCGGAGGUGCUGGAUCGGGCUGCGGAGUUAAAUAGUGGCCAGUUGAGGGAACACUUUGCGCAGCAGCUUCCGCUCAAUCGUACCACCAAUCUGUCCACCACGCUCGGCACCCUGUCGACGCAGACCAAUUUUAGUGAGUUUUUUAAACUCUUCUAUCAUCUGUACGCGAAAAUAGCCGAUGCGGCCAGAAACUCGGCCGACGUGCAGAGUACGCUGGCCGGGGAACUGGAAACGUUCGUGCGUUCCGUGCCGGAAGAGGUGCGCGCAUUUCUAGAGGCCACUCCUCUCGAUCGCCUUCUACAGCUCGACGGUUGA
Messenger RNA from Anopheles cruzii, 2685 nucleotides. Its product is annotated as mutS protein homolog 4-like. The record is from RefSeq and is a predicted model, not a curated record. The coding region runs from base 1 to 2685 and encodes 894 amino acids. Lineage: Eukaryota; Metazoa; Arthropoda; Insecta; Diptera; Culicidae. Gene Ontology annotation, biological process: reciprocal meiotic recombination; mismatch repair. The transcript has 3 exons. Gene Ontology annotation, cellular component: nucleus. Gene Ontology annotation, molecular function: ATP-dependent DNA damage sensor activity; ATP binding; mismatched DNA binding.